Messenger RNA from Symbiodinium pilosum, 637 nucleotides. NCBI's taxonomy places the organism in Eukaryota, Dinophyceae, Suessiales, Symbiodiniaceae. The record is from the annotation of a GenBank genome assembly.
CGCCCUGUCGGGGUUGAAUGACUUCGCUCUUAUCUUCUAUGUGCUCGGCACUUUCGGGUUUCUUGCUUCCACCGUGUUGACUGUGAUCAUGCUGCUGUGUUUGGGAGAGGUCUCUACAGAUAGUGGCUGCGAAGAGUUCUUGCGACGCACGGGCAAGGGAACGAGAGCGCCGUAUCUCUUAUUCAUGACCGGGUGCGCCUUUGCUGUUCCUGCCGCUGUGCGCUAUGCGGUGAGCAGCAAGACGCUUCCAGGCCUCAUAUUGCUGGGCAUUGUGAUCGGCUUAAUGUCCUUUGUGGUGAUCGGCUUUUCCUACGUUUACGUAGCGAGUUGUGUCUGCGCACACAAUCGAAUCAACGAAUUUGGGGAGCUGAGCCUGUCCAAUAAUGACGCACAGCAAGACGUUGAGGCAUGGUUUGAGAAGAAUGGAGAAGAUGGUGGUUCUGUGCAAGAGUGCCUGCAAGAUUUGGCCGGGAUUCUGGUCGACAAAACCCAGAACAGUGAGUUGAUCAUCAACCUCAACACCUUGUCGCGACAGCGUGUAGCAAUGCACUACCACAAGCUCAGAGCUGAGAGUGUCGGCAUCACGCUGUCGCAGUCCGACCUCUACAACCUCUCUUGCCAACUCCCAGCGUCCUAG